Paramuricea clavata is the source of this 420-nucleotide messenger RNA. NCBI's taxonomy places the organism in Eukaryota, Metazoa, Cnidaria, Anthozoa, Malacalcyonacea, Plexauridae. The record is from the annotation of a GenBank genome assembly.
AUGGCUCAGGAGAAAAAACAAAAAAUAUUGCAAAAUAGAAAAAGAAAAUAUGAAAAGUUAAAUAAAUCAAAGAAAGAAGAACAGCUUACCAAAAAUAUGAAUUACAGAAAAACAAUUAAUAAAGGACAAAAGCAAAAAAUACUAGAGAAUAAAAGAAUGAAAUAUGAAGCAAUGGAUCAAUCAAAGAAAGAGGAACUGCUUACUAAAAAUAUGAAUUAUAAAGAAACAAUGAGUAAAGAACAAAAGCGAAAAACACUGGAGAAUAAAAGAGCUAAAUAUGAAGCAAUGGAUCAAUCAAAGAAAGAGCAACUGCUUACUAAAAAUAUGAAUUAUAAGGAAACAAUGAGCAAAGAACAAAAGCAAAAAAUACUGGAGAAUGAAAGAGCUAAAUAUGAAGCAAUGGAUCAAUCAAAGAAAUAG